Messenger RNA from Euleptes europaea (tarantolino), 2060 nucleotides. It is a transcript of the gene DNAI1, whose product is annotated as dynein axonemal intermediate chain 1. The coding region runs from base 1 to 2046 and encodes 681 amino acids. NCBI's taxonomy places the organism in Eukaryota, Metazoa, Chordata, Lepidosauria, Squamata, Sphaerodactylidae. Gene Ontology annotation, molecular function: dynein light chain binding; dynein heavy chain binding. Gene Ontology annotation, biological process: cilium movement; outer dynein arm assembly. The transcript is spliced from 19 exons. The record is from RefSeq and is a predicted model, not a curated record. Gene Ontology annotation, cellular component: outer dynein arm.
AUGCCGGGGAAAGACCUCGCCAAGCGUAAGGAUGACGAAGGUGGCAUUGACGUGGGCGAGGGGGCAGAUGAGUGGGGGCAGGCCAAGACGUUAAUCAAGCCACCGGACCAACUGGAGCUGACCGAGGCAGAACUGAAAGAGGAGAUCACGCGCAUCCUGACAGCCAAUAACCCUCAUGCUCCACAGAACAUUGUCAGAUACAGUUUUAAAGAGAGGGCCUACAAGCAAACAAGCGUGGUGGAGCAGCUGGCCGUUCAUUUCACUCUGUGCGGGAACCUGAUUUUCCGAGACUCAGACGAAGGACGAAGGCAGAGCUUAAGGCAGCAGAGCGCGGCAUCUGCUGUGGUCCCGACUUCAUCCUUUGAGUUGAAUAUUGAGGACCUGGAGGCGAAAGAAAGUGGAAGCCAACUGUCCGUUAUGAACGUCGUUCCAGAGGAACAAGAGGAACAAGAGGAACAGGCUCUGCCUCGACCCCGGAUGGUUCAAGAACGGAAGCUCACCAACCAGUUCAACUUCAGCGAGAGAGCGUCUCAGACGUACAACAACCCUGUCCGGGACAGAGCAUGCCAGAUGGAGCCGCCACCCAGAGCCACCUUCUCUGCUCUUGCUAAUCAGUGGGAAAUCUAUGAUGUCUACGUGGAAGAACUCCAGAAACUGGAGAAGUCAAAGGAGAAAGAAAAAAAACAGGCUCCCGUUUCCAAGAAAGAAGACAAGACGAGGGGUCGGAAAUUGACUUCUCUGGAAUCUCAGAGUGAUGACAUCACCAAGGUGUCCAAGGCUGCCAAGAUCGUGGAGCGGAUGGUCAAUCAGAACACCUUUGAUGACAUCGCCCAAGAUUUUAAGUAUUUUGAAGAUGCUUCCGAUGAAUACCGAGACAAUCUGGGGACUCUCCUUCCACUCUGGAAGUUUCAGUAUGACAAAGCCAAGAGGUUGGCUGUCACUGCCCUCUGCUGGAACCCCAAAUACAAGGAUUUGUUCAUCGUGGCCCACGGCUCUUACGAUUUUGUGAAGCAGAGCCGAGGGAUGCUCCUCCUCUACACCCUGAAAAACCCCUCCUUCCCAGACUACAUCUUCAACAGCGAGAGCGGGAUCAUGUGCGCGGACGUCCAUGUGGACCACCCCUACCUGAUCGUGGUGGGCUUUUACGAUGGCAACGUGGCCAUCUACAACCUGAAGCAGCCCGCCAGCUCCCAGCCCUGCUACAAGAGCUCGGCCAAGUCGGGCAAACACACAGACCCUGUGUGGCAGGUCAAGUGGCAGAAGGACGACAUGGACAAUAACCUGAACUUUUUCUCAGUCUCUUCGGAUGGCCGCAUCGUCUCCUGGACUCUUGUUAAGAACGAGCUGGUCCAUACAGAUAUCAUCAAACUGCUGGUCGAUGGAACGACAGUGGAGGGGCCGCAGGGGCUGCAGCUGCAAACCAUCGGCUGCGGGACUUCGUUUGACUUUCACAAGAAGAUAGAUUAUUUAUUUCUGGUGGGUACUGAGGAAGGCAAAAUCUAUAAGUGUUCCAAGUCCUACUCCAGCCAGUUCUUGGACAUCUUCGACGCCCACCACAUGGCUGUGGAUGCGGUCAACUGGAACCCUUUCCAUAGCAAAGUCUUCAUUUCCUGCAGCUCGGACUGGACGGUGAAGAUCUGGGACCACACCAUCAAGACUCCCAUGUUCAUCUAUGACCUGAACUCGGCUGUUGGCGAUGUCGUUUGGGCUCCUUAUUCUUCCACGGUCUUUGCUGCUGUAACCACCGAUGGGAAGGCCCACAUCUUUGACCUAAGCAUCAACAAGUACGAGCCCAUCUGCAGCCAGGCCGUGGUGGCCAAGAAGAAGAACAAGAUCACCCACAUCCAGUUCAACUUCAUCUACCCCAUCGUCAUCAUCGGAGACGACCGUGGCCACGUCACCUGCCUGAAACUGUCUCCCAAUCUCCGCAAGAUGCCCAAGGAGAAGAAAGGCCAGGAGGUACAGAAAGGCCCAGAGGUGGAAAUCGCCAAGCUGGACAAGCUGCUGAACCUGGUGAGGGAGCCCGCGGCCAAAGCCAGCAAGUGAGCCCUGCAGCCCCC